CACACACUUGUAGCGCUACAAUAACUUAGGUCGCCAUCAUCAAUUGUAUCCUGAUGACUGUCGUCAUUACUCAAGUCUACUGGUAUACUGCGAACGCUCACGUCCAUUCUUUCUUCAAUUCAGCUCAGUUGGCUUGACUGUCAUUGCAGCCCCACCGAUUUCGCGAUGCCCCUGACCGCAACCAUUUGGUCCUAUGAAGCAUACUACACUGCGAUCCGAUCGUCACGACGACUGCCAAAGUGACGUCCAGUUACUCAACAUGGCGUCGAACGCUCGCAUUUCCAUGAGUGGAUCACAUGAGAAUCAAGAGCAUUUCCCAUCUCCAAAGUUGACGUUAUUUGACAAGAUCUCACCAUUUCCUUGGAAGGCAUUUCUUGUCAUUGCUUCAUUGCCCCUCGCCCUCUCACCCAUUAUAGUGUUAGCAACAGCUGCGGAGGAAGCCUCGGUAGGCUACAUUCAAGGACGUGACUGUUACCCCAACGGCAUGUGGAGCGAAACGCAGGGCGCAACCUGGCGAAUCAUGGAUUCUUCAUAUUUUUUCACGCCAAAUCUGAGUUUCGGUUCCAUGACUUUUACUCAAGUCAAAGUCAUCGAUAUCGCAUGGGACCUGAUUGUUGGAAGAGGGGGGCAGCUAUUACUUGCAUGGGUUAAUUACCGAGUCUUCAACGAAUGGUUGCUCUUCCAUCUUGAGCGACAUCUAACUUCUUACAAGUUAUAUACGGCCGUUGCGUUCGAGACUACCACUAUCUCUACACUUGGUGUGCUAGGGAAAGAAUUCCUUGCCUUUGGCCAACCCACCUGGUUACGGUUCUUCCGCUGGCUUGCCUUGCUGAGCAUGAUUCUAAGCACAUUUUAUGUGUUGAGUUUCCCCACCUUGAUGGCCGCAAUGACCGGUUACAUUACAACCGAUUCGGCAUAUAUUGAGAGUUACAGCAAGGACUUGAUCGAGUUGCAUAGUGUGCUUGACCUACCAGUAUACUACGUGAUUGAAGACAGCAGUCGCAUUGGUUAUGAAAAACCUUUGGUCGUCACUAUCGGCGAUAGUGAAUUAAUGGACGCAGUCUGGUCAUACGUGGAAAACACUUCUAGCAUAGAAGAAUUUCCUCGUGGGCGAGAAAACCCGAGAUAUGGCGUGGAGACAGGAUUGAACAGAACGGAGAGAUUCUCUCUUAACAAAAAAAGCAUCUGGCGCUUUGGGGGACACGCCUAUGAUCUAGACAGUCCGACACUCAACGUCACUUGGCUCACGAACGUCACUGCCCCCACAUCAAACAGAAUUAGGCGCCAAUUCUAUUCCGACGAAGCUCGACAGGGAGACAUCUAUACCGGGCAAUACAUAUUAUCGCAUGGUUCAUGUAAGCCCAACGAUACAUAUCAGUGGGGAUUUUCUUACAUAUUCCUCUUUAUGGUCUCCAUAUUCAACUUCAUAUGGGCAUGUAUAAUGGUUGGCAUGUGGUUGGACACUGUGCAUUCAAGUAGAAUGUAUAGAAGAGGCAGGCGGCCUGGACUACUUAGGAGCAUCAUGGAUAUCUCUGGAGCUAUCAGAGAAGAACUAGGCCAAGAGGUCUUGGGAAUGGAGGAAAAGGAUAUGAGAAAGAGGCUAAGGGAAAGCGGAGGUGCUUUAUUAAUCCCUAAGUCAGAAUUGAGGGUUACAAGAACGGCCACCCAGGAUUCAAACGGACGCAUGAAUUGGAGAAGAAAACUCACGAAAGGGAGCACGUUCUAAAAUCAGUAUUGUCAAUCCAAUGUG
Messenger RNA from Aaosphaeria arxii CBS 175.79, 1750 nucleotides. RefSeq lists its product as uncharacterized. The transcript has a single exon. Lineage: Eukaryota; Fungi; Ascomycota; Dothideomycetes; Pleosporales. The coding region runs from base 260 to 1726 and encodes 488 amino acids. The record is from RefSeq and is a predicted model, not a curated record.